This is a messenger RNA of Spizellomyces punctatus DAOM BR117, 2806 nucleotides long. RefSeq names its product CMGC/DYRK/PRP4 protein kinase. Gene Ontology annotation, molecular function: protein serine/threonine kinase activity; ATP binding. Gene Ontology annotation, biological process: mRNA cis splicing, via spliceosome; peptidyl-serine phosphorylation; peptidyl-threonine phosphorylation. Bases 293 to 2746 code for a protein of 817 amino acids. The transcript is spliced from 7 exons. Lineage: Eukaryota; Fungi; Chytridiomycota; Chytridiomycetes; Spizellomycetales; Spizellomycetaceae. The record is from RefSeq and is a predicted model, not a curated record.
AGACGCUGUUGGGGAGAAGCUGGCUGAUGUGGGUUCGCAUCUCUUCUGCAUAGUUUUUUCCGUGUUUCCAUUUUGCUCUCGAUCCGUGCGUCUCGUUACCAUCCUAUCGAAUACGUACCUCAGAGUUAUCAAAAGAAAGCAAAGUUACUACUCUUUCUGUUGUGGGAUUUUCAGUUUUGUGUAAACGAGAUUAUUGCUGACCCCUGCGAUUCUACACCCCCUCCUGCACACACACAUACACUCAAAACGCACGCUGAUUCGACCUGUCUUACUCGUUUGAACGCUGUAAAACAUGACAGAAGCAGACGGACACUUGUCGGACGGUGAGAUUGUGGAAGAAGGAGAGAUUGUUGACGGAACAGAUUCGGUACCCGUGGCGGCAUUGGAACACUCGGAAAAUGGUCCGAUUCGAAACGGGAAGCGGAAGAGCCCUCAGAGUGGACAGAGUGAUUGCGAAAGUACUCGGAACGAUGAUGGGUCUUCCAUGGGUUCGCCACCGCCAAAGCUCCGACGGGUGGAGGGCGUGGAAGAAGGGCUUUUAGAAGAGGUAACGUCUCAGGAUGUAAUGGACACGGCCGAUGCCCAAGAUCACAGCGAAAGCGUGAAAGGUGAUGAUAGGGAUAAGAGUAAGCACCGUGAUAAACAUCGUGACAAGAAGAAACGAUCGUCAAAGCACAGACAUCGAUCUUCGUCCCGUCAUCGACAUCGCGGCAAGUCAAAGGAAAGUCAUAAAAGGGACGAUCACCGCACUGACCGUCGACAUAGGAGCCGUAGUCGUCAUCGUCACGGAAGCCGGGAUGCGGACCGUAGAGACACCUCUCGACAUCGUCACGAGUACAUGCCUGACCGACGCAUGUCUAUCGACAACUCUUCUUAUUAUGAGCAGGAUGACAGGAGAUCAGGGCGCUCAGUGGAGCGGUCGAAUGGAUACCACGGCGACAGAUAUGAUCGAUACCGGGACGAAGGUCGUGACGGGCGUGAUCGUGGGCGGGACCUUAGUCGAGACGCGAUAGAUCGAGGCCGACGAUCCGAUGCCAUGUCACCCAGGUCAUAUGAUAAAAGGUCACCGCCCCGUCGGUCGUCUGUUGAACGGGAAGCUAAACGGCGAAAGGCCAGCCCGGAGCCUGCACCAGUUCAAGCCGCAGAGGAGACAGUUGAGUUGGCAUUUGGUGAAGAUGAAGAGCAGCGGCUCAUUGAGGAGCGUCGAAAGAGGAGACAAGCCAUAUUACAAAAGCAUCAAUCAGAAGGAAAUCUGAGGCAUUCCGAAACGCCAACGACACCUAGAUCCCCUGCAGCGCCCGUCAGGGCCGAGUCCAAACCCGAUAUACCACAAGAAGACGACGUUUUCUCCCUCCUAAAAGACGACGAAACAUCUUCUAAAUCCGAUACCCCCGCCGACGACAUUUUCGCCGCGGACUACGACCCCAACGCCGAUAAACUUGCCGACCAAGUCAAACUCGCUCAGCGAAACCUAUCCAAAGCCGCCAAGAAUGAGUUGUUGCAUACCAAGGAUGCGCGGGAACGAUUAAAGGAUGAUGGGGAAGAUGCUUUUGCGGCUGAUUAUCGUGAAACGGGGGAAGAGACAAAGGAGCCUGAUGUGGAUGACAUGUUUGCUGUGGAUGAUAUGUUUGCGCCUGAAGAUGAGUUUAAGAAGAAGAAGGAAAAUGCGCAUAUUCUCGAAUCGGCUCCUGUUAUGCGAUCUUCGGAUAACCCUGCCCUAACCGACAACUGGGACGAUCACGAAGGAUACUACCGUGUUAUUCUCGGUGAAGUUCUUGAUGAUCGAUAUCAUGUCUACAGCAUUCUUGGUAAAGGUGUCUUUUCGUCUGUGGUCAAAGCCCAAGACACGAAAAGUGGUGACGCGGACGUGGCCAUCAAACUGAUUCGGAAUAACGAUACCAUGUAUCGAGCAGGUAUCAAAGAAUUGUCGAUACUAAAGAAGCUCAUGGCGGCAGAUCCAGAGGGUAAAAAACACGUGAUACGUUUGAUUCGGCAUUUUGAACAUAAGAAUCAUUUGUGUUUAGUAUUUGAGUCUCUCAGCAUGAACCUGAGAGAGGUCCUGAAAAAAUUUGGUAAGGACAUUGGACUCAACAUCCGGGCGGUCCGGAUCUACGCCCAACAACUCUUCCUUGCACUCUCAUUACUGAAAAAAUGCAAUAUCCUUCACUCGGAUAUCAAGCCGGAUAACAUUCUUGUCACAGAUAGCAAGAGUACACUCAAAUUGUGUGAUUUGGGAAGUGCGAGUGAUGUGAGUGAGAAUGAUGUGACACCGUAUCUUGUCAGUCGAUUUUAUCGGGCACCAGAAAUUAUUUUGGGUCUACCGUACGACUCUGCCCUAGACGUCUGGUCCGUUGGCUGUACCCUGUACGAACUCUACACGGGGAAAAUCCUCUUUCCAGGCAAAUCCAACAAUCAAAUGCUCAAACUGGCCAUGGACCUCAAAGGCCGUUUUCCCAAGCAAAUGCUGCGACGGGGUCAAUUCACGCACCAGCAUUUUGAUGAUGAUUUGAAUUUCAUGGAAGUGUCCUUUGAUCGAAUUUCUGGGAAAGACGUUGUGAAAAAAGUUGUUGUGAAUAAGCCUGUGAGGGAUUUGAAAGCCCGGUUAAUGAGUCGGGUUGCUGAGGGGGAUAAGGCCCUUGUUGCGCUUUUUGUGGAUUUUUUGGAGAAGGCUUUGAUGUUGAAUCCUGAGAAACGGUUGACAGUGCGUGAGGCUUUGGGGCAUCCGUUUUUGGGAGGGCAUGUGUAGUGUGUAUAUAUUAUUUUUUUUUUCGUUUUUAUUUGAACAUAGGUUUGUGGUGUCGUGGGA